AUGUCAUUUUUAAACAAGUUUAAAAAAGAGUUUGAAGGGCUCAACUUGAGUGAUCGGCCGGGGCAGCAGCAGGGUGGACCCCCGCCAGCACCCGGCGCAUACGGGAGCAACUCUUAUCAGAAUCAGUAUCAGGGACAGCAACCUUACCAGGGAAACACACCAUCUCCGUAUUCUCCUCCCCAACAGCCAUACAAUCCAGGACAGCUCCAGCAGAACCCAGGCUUCCAGGCAUACACUGGUCCACCUCACAAUGGGCAUUCGUCAUUUAGCGGACAGCCAUACCAACCACCACCACAGCCACAACAUUACUCAGGUCAUCAACCUCCUAGUCCUCAACCACCUCCAUACAAUCCUUCUCCUCAAAUUCAGCAACAGCCACAACAUCAACCAUGGUCGCCACCACCAGCUUCCAUGGCGAGCCACCCAGUCCAUUCCCCUGCCGCACCCGUUGCUCCCUACGGUGUUCCUCCCCCAAGCGCACUGCCAUGUCCAACACCACCUCGCUGGAUACCUCACUGGUCAGAGAAAGACCAGCAGUGGUACUAUGUUGAAACCUCAGGUAGAAGCUCAUGGCAAGCGCCAUCUGAACUUCCCCCGCUGGCUGGCAUGCCAGCUUUUCCAGGCAACCUGAACGCUACCAAUAGAGCACCUGGUAGACAGAGUUUGACUCAUCCUCCACAGCCACAAUACGCAAACCCUCAAGAUUCGCGACCAACUUUGCCAGAAGGUGGCAAAAAGUCAUCCUCUUUUCUAGCAGCAGCUGGUGGUUUCACCGCAGGCGGCGUUGCCGGGUUCUUUGUCAAGGACCGCAUUGAUAAACGCAACGCAAAGAAGCGCCACGGUCAAAACACAGAAGACUUUGCCGACUUUGUCGAGUAUCCCGCCUGGGAAGUCGGCCUCGAUUGUAAUAUCUGCGAUCAAGCGAUAAGCGGCCCCUACGCGCACUGCAAGAAGUGUGACCACGGCGACUACGAUAUUUGUCGUGAUUGUCUUGCGCAGGGACAGAUAUGUGAUGGAAAAGGCAAGCAUAGUCUUGUCAAGGUGUAUCCCAAGUAUUACUGCGAUAUCUGCAACGUCCUGAUCAAGGGUGAGUUUUACUACUGCGGGAUAUGCAACGAUGGCGAUUGGGAUACGUGCAAGAGAUGCUUUGACAAAGGUUAUACAUGUAAAGCGGCUGAGUGUGGCGGGCGCCAUGAGAUGUCGAUGCUUUUUAUCCCGGAAGUCAAGUUCAAGAAGAAUGGCAAGGUUGAUACAAGUAGUUCAGACUCGGACUAG
Messenger RNA from Fusarium pseudograminearum CS3096, 1275 nucleotides. RefSeq lists its product as uncharacterized. Gene Ontology annotation, molecular function: protein binding. Bases 1 to 1275 code for a protein of 424 amino acids. NCBI's taxonomy places the organism in Eukaryota, Fungi, Ascomycota, Sordariomycetes, Hypocreales, Nectriaceae. The transcript has 3 exons. The record is from RefSeq and is a predicted model, not a curated record.